Molecule: messenger RNA, 420 nt
Organism: Pseudogymnoascus destructans
Lineage: Eukaryota; Fungi; Ascomycota; Leotiomycetes; Thelebolales; Thelebolaceae
Exons: 2
Coding region: 1-420 (139 amino acids)
Biological process (GO): translation
Cellular component (GO): mitochondrial large ribosomal subunit; ribosome
Molecular function (GO): structural constituent of ribosome
Source: RefSeq, a predicted model, not a curated record
AUGGCACUCGCAUCCCUCCGCCCAGCGGCAUACAUGUCCUUCCUCCGCCCCCUCGCCCUCCCCCGCGCCGCAACCCUCACGCGCUUCCUCUCCACCAGCCCUGCUGUCCAAUCCACCACCGAAGCCACGACCACGACCUCCUCGCCCACAACCUCCUCCCAGAGCCUCGAGUACCGCGUCUCGCGCACGCCCUCCGCCCAGCUCCCCAUCUACCUGCUCGCCAAGCGCGGCGGGAACCUGAAGCAGACGAGGGUGAAGAAGAUUGAGGGGAAUAUUGCGCAGUUUAGGGAGGAUCUGAAGGUGGCGUUGGGGAUUGAGGAGGAUAGAGAGAUUCAGGUGAAUCAUUUGACGAGGCAUAUUAUUGUUAAAGGACACCGCAAACCCGAGGUUGCUAAGUUUUUGGAAGAACACAAGUUUUAG